Messenger RNA from Motacilla alba alba, 2963 nucleotides. It is a transcript of the gene NAA60, whose product is annotated as N-alpha-acetyltransferase 60, NatF catalytic subunit. Gene Ontology annotation, biological process: N-terminal peptidyl-methionine acetylation. Bases 1565 to 2293 code for a protein of 242 amino acids. Gene Ontology annotation, molecular function: histone acetyltransferase activity; protein-N-terminal amino-acid acetyltransferase activity. The transcript has 7 exons. The record is from RefSeq and is a predicted model, not a curated record. Lineage: Eukaryota; Metazoa; Chordata; Aves; Passeriformes; Motacillidae. Gene Ontology annotation, cellular component: Golgi membrane.
AUUUCCUGCCUCAGUUGCUCCUCUCGGGCCCCACCCCAGGCACUCCCAGCGUGAUCCGCGGGGUGAGAGGUGAAGCUGUGCCUGCAGCGGCUGACUCAGGGUCCGGCACUGCCGUAAAUCCCUGAGGAAUGGCGGGUGCAAACUCGGGCACUCCUGGCAGGGCUGAUUCAGAAAUCCUGCAGCUCCCGGGCCGCUGGGCUGGAGGCACCCCGGGGCACGGGCAGGGAUUCCCCCCUCUCACCCGUUCAGGUGCUUUUAAAGAACCAACUGCUGUUCAGAGUGACAGCAGAGAAGAUCUGCCUUACAUCUGCACCUUGUCUACAAACUGGGAAGCCAAGUUUUGGUUCCCGUGCCAGGUUUUGGUGCUAUCCAAAACCACUCUCAGAGUGGGAUCUCUGCUCCGUUCCUGGGUGUGCCCUGUCACAGCAUGGCUGGGGGCUUCAAUGCCCGGUGUUGCAGAAAGACUCUUUUUGAGCUUCAUGUUUCACUCUGUCCCCCCACUUCCCUCCCUGCAGAGGGGUAGGAACAGGAGCUGCUCAGUUUCCCAACAUCAGCUUUCAAUAAAGUUUUUAAUUCCUGCUUCUCAGCUUAUUGCUGUGGCUGUCAGAGCAGACAGCUGGGCCAGAAUCCAUUUUCAAUGUUACUAGUUUAAACCAGCAGCAGUGGAGUUUUUGAGUUGAACCUGAGUGUCUCAUGCUUGGAAAGGAAAGGAAAGGAGGCCAUUUUGGCUCUCAUUUUAAAGUUGGGAUCUUGGAGACUUCUUAACUUUGGGGCACUUGUCUGACGACAGAGGAAGGAAUGUUCUUUUCAAGCUUUUUCAGAAUGUAUUUUAUUUGAAAGCCCCUUGUUUGCAGUAACCUCUGGACAGUUGUGUUGGUGUCUCCCGUGAGGGUGUAGGUGGAAGGGCUGGAUUUUGUCAGUGCUGCUCCAUAAUGAGGACAGUGUGUAGGAAAUGGAGGCAGCCUCGAAUUCCCUUCCCCAGGGGUUUGUAGCUGCAUUUCUGGCUGUUUUUUCAGUCACUACACACAUUUUCUGUGUGCCUGUUUAUUCUAAUUCGGAAAGGGCAGCAGGCCUGCAGGUGUGAUGGAUUGUUUGGGGAUUUUUUGUUUAUUUUUUUGGAGGAAGAGGAAACUUGCUAUGUAUUAAAUCUCCCCUCCAGCCAGGAGCUUGUUGCCAGCGUGCCUCUUUUGUGACCCCUGGGUUUGAACUCCCCACGGCGCCGCUGUCUCAAAGCAGAUUUUCCCUUCCUCUUCUUACCAAGAAAAGAUUUAACAGCAAAACCUUCUUGGAGAUUCUUGUUUGCCAUUCCCCAGAGGAAUUGCUAUAUCUGGGGCAGCAGGAAGCCAGGCCUUGUGCAGUGUGCUUUAAAGACACUUCCUUUGGGGACUGGCUCCUGUGAAAUCCACGGCUCCAGUAAUGUUUCCAGAGCUGUAAGGUGAAAGAACAGCCCAGAAAGUGACCCACAUACAAAACAUUAAUGAUUUCUGCUGCUGGGAGUCUGACAAGUCCAGCUCUGAGUGUGCAGAAGAUCAGGAGUAAAAAAGGAUUUUCACUAACAGCGUGAAUGACAGAGGAGGUGCCCCCGACUGCACUGACGGAUGUGAACCUGCGCCUGCUCUGCCACGAUGACAUAGACACGGUGAAACAGCUCUGUGGAGACUGGUUCCCAAUAGAGUACCCUGACUCAUGGUACCGAGAUAUCACUUCCAACAAGAAGUUCUUUUCCCUCGCAGCCACGUACAGAGGCUCCAUCGUGGGGAUGAUAGUGGCAGAGAUCAAGAGCAGGACCAAGGUGCACAAAGAGGAUGGAGAUAUCCUAGCUUCCAAUUUUCCUGUGGACACUCAAGUUGCUUACAUCCUAAGUCUUGGAGUGGUGAAGGAGUUCAGAAAACAUGGAAUAGGUUCCCUCCUGCUUGAGAGUCUGAAAGAUCACAUCUCCACCACUGCCCAGGACCACUGCAAAGCCAUCUACCUGCACGUGCUCACCACCAACAACACAGCAAUAAACUUCUAUGAAAACAGAGACUUUAAACAGCACCACUAUCUGCCCUAUUACUAUUCCAUCCGAGGGGUCCUCAAAGAUGGCUUCACCUACGUCCUCUACAUCAACGGCGGGCACCCGCCCUGGACAAUCUUUGACUACCUUCAGCACAUUGGCUCCACGCUCGCCAGCCUGAGCCCGUGCUCCAUUCCCCAGAGGAUUUACAGGCAAGCCCAGAGCCUCCUCUGCAGCCUCCUGCCCUGGUCUGGCAUUUCUGCCAAGAGCAGCAUCGAGUACAGCCGGACAAUGUGACCGACUGGGGUGCGCAGGAGCGCAGGAUUGUUUCUCCUUCCACCUGACACCCGGCUCUGCACUGGUUCCAGUGAUGACAGCUCUUGGCCGGUGACCCAGCCCCCGGAUGGGAUUGCUGUUCCCCAGGGACUGCCCUUUGGUAGAACUUCACCCUGGGCUGCAGCCGCGGCUCCCCGCGUGGGCGGGGCGGGCCUGGCUGUGCGGCCCUCGGUGUCACCGCUGCGUGCAUGCUGCACCGUCCCCGCCACUUCCCUCGCCUCGGUUUGCUCCUCCCCAUACCCGGCAUGUCGGGGGGUUCAGCUGCUGCUCCCGCUCCAUCCGCAGCUGCCGAGAGCAGCUGAGGGAGGUUCGUGGAUGUGCACUGAGGAACCUCUUCAAUGGACUGGGAGAGCCCUGGCUGCCGGGGCAGAGGCUGCCCUUGCUGCUGGGGAAGGGGGCAGCUGGGGCAGGGGAAAGGCAGGAAUGGGAAUCAUGUUUAGGUCCUGCCACAUCAGCUGCUGGUGCGUCCUGUGGGUAACUUCCAGGGAGAGCAACUGCCUCGCAUGAGAAACUACCCAGCCCCACCAGCCCUCUGGAGUGAUGUAAAAAGCAUAUAAUUCAGGAUGCGUAAAGUAGAAGGCAGGGAAUGAAAUUGCUAUUUCAUAGUGAAAUAUAUAUGUAUUAUACUGUA